UUUGUAAAUUCUCCGCAGACUAUGAGAACAGAUGUGAAAAAGAAAAUAAAUUAUUUUGCCCAUGGUACAGUAACGAGACAUUAAGAACCAAGCAAUCUUUUCUUCGCUCGCAGAAUGAAACAAACAACUCGGUUAUCAACUCCGAAGUCUACGUGUUUUACAACGGGUGUGCUGCGCACUCGGAGAAACGACAACGGAAAACCUACUAAACUCGAACGGACACACGGAAUUUUCCCCUCCGUUAACCCGCCGGCAGCGCAGACUGAGCAAACCAAACCGUCGUCUCCCGACCAACUUGGUUCCGUAGUAAACAUGUGGGUUUCCGAGUGACGCAUGCCGCUGACGCACGCGGCACAGCGUCAGUGGGCAGUACAGCGCGUAGCGUCAGCGCGCGUCACCGCAGAAAGCCGAAAGCGCUUCGCCGUCGGAGACGGCAUAGGUCGCGGUCCUCGUCUGGCAACCCGCGCCGAGCUCCGCCGCCGCCAGCCGCCGCCUCGUCGUCGACAGUUGUACAUGUUUUUCAUUCAUGCAGUCUGAGUGAAUCGCCGGCUUCCAAACUUUGCGCCGUGGUGUCUGUGUGUGUUGUUCGUGCGUGCGUGCGUGCGUGCGUGAAGUUUUCGAGUUUUGCCCGAAGAAUGACUCGAGCCAGGUGGUCCCAACUCCGCUGAACACGGCACGGAUAAUGUCUACGGCCCCCGACGAGGGCGUUGUGACAGAGCCCGCCGAGGGAAACCACACGGAGGCGAAUGCGACGAUGGCUGCGGCCGUGGCUACGGCUCCUGCAGGCAGGAACAAUUCCACGGCCGGCCAGCAAGCCGACCCCCAGGUGCCUCCUGCACGGAUGAGCGCCAAGGACUUCAUCUUUGGAAAGCUGCUCGGCGAAGGCUCCUUUUCUAUGGUUUAUCUAGCCAAGGAGAUCCGUACCAAUAAAGAAUAUGCAAUCAAGGUGUGCUACAAGCACCACAUCCUACGCGAGAAGAAGCAGCGGGCCAUCAUGCGGGAGAAGCAGAUUCUGCGCAUCCUCAGCACGCGGCCGCACCCCUUCUUUAUCCGCCUGCACUCCACCUUCCACGACGCCAACAAGCUCUACUUUGUGGUGACCUAUGCAAAGAACGGUGAACUCUUGCCCCACAUCGUGAAGUACGGCUCCUUCGAUGCGGACGUGACGCGCUUCUACACAGCCGAGAUCAUCUGCGCCUUAGAGCAUCUCCACGGGCUUGGCAUCGUCCACAGGGACCUGAAACCGGAAAACAUCCUGCUUGAUGAGAGGAUGCACAUCCAGAUCACGGACUUUGGCUCGGCCAAGAUCAUCGUCAGGGACUAUGACGAAGAACUGGGAAUCGGUGAGAUCCAGCUGAACGGCCACAACUCCUUCGUGGGCACGGCCCAGUACGUGUCGCCCGAGAUGCUGGCCGACAAGAGCUGCUCCCCCAGCACCGACCUAUGGGCCUUGGGAUGCAUCGUGUACCAGAUGAUUGCGGGGCUGCCGCCAUUCCGAGCAACAAACGAGUACCUAACCUUCCAGAAGAUCAUUAAACUGGACUACGAAUUCCCGGACGGUUUUCACCCUGUCAUCCGAGAUCUCGUCGAAAAUCUGCUGGUGCUGAACCCCUCCGAGCGGCUGGGCAGUGCGGCGCGUGGCGGCUACGCCCAGCUGCGGCAGCACGAGUUCUUCUCGGAGGUGCAGUGGGGGCGCCUGCCCGAGACGGACCCACCCAAGAUGCUGCCCUUCCUGCCCGGCACCUCCAGCAACGAGGAGCUCCGCUCACAGUACCAGGUACCAGACGACCUCGAGCCCGGCCUGGACGACCGGCAGAUGACGCGCAUUCUGGGCCUGGCGUUCCAGGACGACGACAGUGUCCCCUCAUCCCCGUCGGCUCCGGCCGCAGCUUCCGCGCCGGCUGCGGCCGCUCCGGCGGCUCCGGCCACGAGCGUGGCGCCGCCACCACCGCAGCAGCGCAUCUCCCGCUCACACCUCCACAUCCUGGACUUUGGUCCGGAAGAGGAGAGCAGCCGGCUGCGCAAGCAGGCCGACACCAACCCCUACCACAAGUUCGUCCAGGGGAACUUGAUCCUCAAGCAGGGCCUGGUCGACAAGCGAAAGGGCCUGUUUGCCCGUCGCCGUAUGCUGCUGCUGACGACGGGCCCGCACCUGUACUAUGUGGACCCGGCCGCCAUGGUGCUCAAGGGCGAGAUCCCCUGGUCCCCCGAGCUCAGGCCGGAGCCCAAGAACUUCAAGACCUUCUUCGUCCACACGCCCAAUCGGACGUACUACCUGGAGGAUCCCGAGGGCUAUGCCCUGGCGUGGUGCAAGGCCAUCGACGAAGUACGCAAGGCCACCUACAACCAGCCGGACAGCGCCUCUUAAUGAUUGCCCCCUGCGGCUACCCCCCUGACAGCUGUCUCGUUCGGGCUCCGUGCUCCGCUCGACUUCCUAUCCAGCUUCAUAUUUGGCUACCUAUAUGGCUUCCAAUCCGGCUUCUUCUCUCGCUUCUUAUUCAGCUUUUUAUCCGGCUUUGUACGCGGCUCCGAAUUGGAUCUGCACGCCCUACGCGGGCCACAGCAACCUCGCGUCAUUUGGCUCUCACGAAGCCGGUUGUUCCGAAGAGAAACAUACUUACAUUCAUUUGGUUCGAUUAUUUGCUUUUUAAACAAUUUGGUCCCCGGAUUUCAAUUUGGCUCUUAGUCAACAUCUUUGCGUGCUCUUCUCGGAUGUAUUGUGACACAAGCAUAAUGUGAAAUCAGAAGUCCCUGUGGUUUUGGAUUCUAUAUAAGGGAUCGUGAAAGUCAUUAUUACUUCGGAAGUUAUCGUUUAUCCGCUAUUGGUGUCGAGUAUCCCAUUCUAUGGUUUUGUGACUGGGGAGUCGUUGCAGUGGGUCCUGGCCAAACUUUUUUUUUGUUUUCUCCGGUGUCACCCUCUUCCGAGUCCAUUCAUCUGCAAGCUUCCCACAGCUCUUGCUAGUUUAUGAUUUGUGUGAGGCGUUUUGAAAACAUCGCAAAGCUGAGAGUUCCAAAAGGCACAGACGUGGAAGGAAAAAACACCGCCAUAGUUCAGAAAUCUAAACAAUGGAAACCGUGAUAUCUCGAAAGCAAGAACGUCCUUAUGAGAGCAUUUUUGUUUACCAUGCCAAACUAUCAUCUCUGCCAGAGCGAGAAGGAAAGAAAAGAAAGAAUGACUUAAAACAAAAUAAGAGAUUAACUUUUAUGUGCUCAAGAGAUGCAACAGUUGUACAAUGUUACGGGCAAGGCUCAGAAGCCAGCUGGUUUUUAACUUUUACUGAACAAGAUCCCGACUUGGCCAGCGGAGGUGAGGGAUUGAAUCUAGAGCCUUUAAGAAAACCAAAUAUCUGUACGCAAGAUAGGUUGUGCGCCCGUUGCAAUUUUUACCUAGUAAAUAUUGGUAUUCAAUACUGGAGUUCUCUCCCACCCCGUGUGGCCCACAUUAUGAGUACAGGGGCUACUUUCACUUUUUGGGGGUAGUCACUUGUGCUGAGCAAUUGUAAAAUAAUUUGAGAAUCUCUCGGGGUAAUAAAUUAAUUUAUCAUCAUACAAGCUGGCAAAGGAAUACUACCUUGAGGCAAAAUUGUUCACCCUUCCAUAAGCUGCAAUUUUCCCACCAAAUUUAUAUUUGGAAAGUUUGGUAUGUUUUGAAUGGACAAGACACUGUUACCGUAUUUACUCGAUUGUAGCGCGUCCGGAUUUUAACGCGAGGGGAGUCUUUUCAUCAUGCCCCAUGAAAGAAGAAUAGAGCCAUCAUUGUAAUGCUACACCGACGGAGGAAUAAAAGGGUACCUUUAUUUUAAAGGGAUGGUGGUAAACACUGGCCAGUUUCGGACGAAUAAUUUCCCCGUCGCUCAUCGUUGUUGUCGUCGUCGUCGGAGGUGGAGUGCUUCACGGCCGUCUUCUGAGAUGAUGUCACCCUCGCACCGUUGAAGUCAUUCGAUACCAAACACUUCUUAAACACACGAACAAUCGUGUCAUGCGGGAGGCUGUGCCACUCUGUGGACAGCCAUUCAGUGAUUUUCCAUGCGCAUGGUCGCUUGAUUCUUCCAGAGGGUGUCAAGGCCCUACCUUCGUCAGUGACCAACUUUGCACCUUCUUUUCCAAAUCCAAGUGAUGACCACGACGAGGUGCACGGAAGCCUUUCCGGUCUGGUUCAUACAUAAAAAGCACAUCCAGCUGGCGCCUCCAUCUGCAAACUGUGGAUUCAUUCACAUUUAGCCUUCGGUCAGCGGCAGAGUUUUUCAGCUUUUUGGCCAUCAAUAUUGCCUGUGUUUUUUUCUGGCAUCGUACUGCGCACUUUGUGCUGCCAUUGGAUUGCUGCAAAAACGUCUCCGCAGAAGCACGAAAGGUCUGACGUCGUAUAAGCGCGGAAGGCAAAACACUGUUGAGUAAAUCCGCCAGAAGAAAGAACAUGUUUUACAAUCUUUUGAUAGAUUUGGGUUUGAAUUGGAUCGAUUUUAUUUUGAGCAGCCGUAUGGGUAUAUGUUGCCAGCAUAAGGUUUAAGAACCGUUGGAGCUCGGAAAAUCGCAGUUAUUUCAAAAUGUUGGCACCAUGGAGGCCGAUUUCGUUGUCACUCGAUUAUAACGCAAGGAGCAAAGUUGGGUUACAAAAAUUUGAAGGAAACAAAACUCCCAUUAGAUUUGAGUAAAUACGGUACUAAUGACAAUGUCAUGACCCAAUAAAUUGCAGUAAAAACUUGCUUACUCAUUUUGCCAAGUUGUAAAAAGUAUUAUAUAUUUUUUGUACUAAAAAUAAUUUUAAUUUUAACCAAUUUUUUGUUGCAUUGAGGGAGGUGUGGGAAACUGACAGUGAUAGUGAGAUUUUAUUCUUUGUCACAGUCGAGGAUGAAGUUGGUUGACUACAUUACCCCAGUCGGUCAUGUUUAGUAGCGUCCUUUAUUUUUAUACGCAUUGGGUGUUAGUACUUGUAUUGUUGGUUUCCAUUCCAGUCCCUUUGAAAGUUGCAUAGUUAAUGCUUAUCUGCUAACUUGCAAAUAAGACGCGUAUGCAAUCGCAUGUUUUCCCAUUAUUCGUGUAUGCCAAGGAUAGCUUCGAACGACUCGGAACACAACUCAUCUUGGUUUCAACGUGGAAACAUUGGGUGUCAUGUAAUGGCGUCUUACAAAAACGGUGAGAAGUGGAAAAAAUUAAUUUUUUUGCAUAAUACAUUGUUUCUUAAAGGCUAGGAUUCAGUCGCUCCCUGGUUCGUAUCAAGGGAGAAACCUGCUUAGUCGAAGUAUGAGGUUGCCAGGCAAUGUAUUAUUAGCGCUGUACUAAUAAUAAUAUUAUAAUGAUGCUUUAUUUUCCCUUAGUGCCCACAAACAGCUAUGAAGCCUUUUGUGUGGUGCAAAAGAAGGCUUCACGUUGGUGAGAAGCGACGUAGCCUAAAAGAGGUACAGACACAAAAUUUUUAUAUCGGAACGCGGCGCUUUUUUUUAAGCGCAACCACCGUUGUACAUAGCGGGUGUCUUUAAGCGGAGCACGAGAGCCUACAGGAGCGUGCGCAGAGGAGGUAGCCUGGGUCGGGCUUUAGCUAUAGGAGGCACAAAUUAAAUUAACUCUCAUAGGCUCGCGCGAGUUUUAUACCGUUCCAGAACGAACCUGUUUGUCGAGAGAGGAGAGGCCGCGCCGGUUGAUGUGUGUGUGCGUGCGUGUGUGCCGGAGGAGAGAGACUGAUGGACUGGACGAACUGCUGGAGAGUGUUCUUUUUUACGUUCCUUUCCUCUGCUCCUUCUUUAGUAAUAAACGGAGGAAACACC
Ixodes scapularis (black-legged tick) is the source of this 5762-nucleotide messenger RNA. RefSeq names its product 3-phosphoinositide-dependent protein kinase 1 (gene Pdk1). Lineage: Eukaryota; Metazoa; Arthropoda; Arachnida; Ixodida; Ixodidae. The transcript has 13 exons. Gene Ontology annotation, biological process: intracellular signal transduction; peptidyl-serine phosphorylation. Bases 683 to 2368 code for a protein of 561 amino acids. The record is from RefSeq and is a predicted model, not a curated record. Gene Ontology annotation, molecular function: ATP binding; protein serine/threonine kinase activity.